Messenger RNA from Paramuricea clavata, 717 nucleotides. The record is from the annotation of a GenBank genome assembly. Lineage: Eukaryota; Metazoa; Cnidaria; Anthozoa; Malacalcyonacea; Plexauridae.
AUGGCAAAUGCUCCUGCUAAGCGUGAGGUUUUUACAUGGAAGGCAAUACAUGAGGAACUUCUCCUUCAAGAAGUUCUGCUACUGGAGCCAUUUCAGUAUCGACAAGGGUCGAAAGAGAGAGGGGCCACUUGGACUAAAAUAGCAGAAAAUUUGUCGGAAAUGGGGAUGAAGGCUAGUCAGAGGUCAGUGAGGGAGAAGUUUGAGAAGAUAUUGAAAGAUUUUAAACAAAAAGAAGCAAUGGAGGAACGUGCAAGUGGAAUUGAUGUGGAUUACACAGAGAGGGAUAGAGCAAUGGUUGAUAUAUUGGAGAGAAUGAGUGAAUGUGAGAUGACAUUGGAAAGUAACAAAGAAAAAGAAAAUAAGGAGAAGGGAACAGCAGAAGAAAUGAGAAAGAAAGCAAUGGAGAGUUUUGGAGAGACAAGAAGACGGCAUAGUGAAGAGAAUGAGGAGUUGGUUACACCGGAGAGAAAGAGGAGACGGAACAGUGAUGUGAUGGAGGUACUGAAGGGAUCACUUGAGAUGAAGAAAAAAGAACAAGAACAGGCACGAGAAUUACGAGAAAGAGAACUGAACCUCAUGGAUAAUCAGUUAAGGCGACAGGAAGAAUUUACAAGAUCAAUGAUGGAGCAGCAACAACAGUUUCAACAACAACAGCAGGCUGUAACUAUGUCCAUCUUGAACACUUUGGCUGAAAUUACCAAAAAUUUGAAAAAUUGA